UUGAACUGUGAGAACUACGCAAAAAACACAACCUCGUACAAUCAAUCGGUGUGUUGGCCAAUUAUACUUUUUAGACCGUCCAUUCGGCCUUUUAACGGCCGCAAUUUAUCAUUCCACCAGUGGGAUAACCAAUCCGUCUACGAUUCGUUCAUUCGAUUUGAUGGCAAAUUUGUAUUAGUACAAUUCAGAGAGUUACGAAUGGGAGUAAGGGCACCGGCUGCUGAGACAGUUGGUCGUCGUAUCAUGCUAAUUUGUUAUUAUGUCGGUGAUAAUGGUGCAGUGCGGGAGCAAAGGCAUAUAAUUAUUGUUGAUACUCAGGUUAUAUUGGAAACCACUUUGAGGCUCGUAGAUGCAUCAAGCGGUGCAUUAGUUCUGGAAUGUGGUCAAACGGAUAAUUUAUCGUUUUUGGUGAACGGGCACGCAGCUGCUGCACCGUUGUGGUUGUGUGAUACGAUCGAAGAUAUCCCAGAAUGGCCUGGCCCUCCGUACUGUUCAGCACUACCGCUACCCGUUUUCGGUGAAAAUUUCGUCUCAAGUCCAUUCCCGCCUGGUUGCUCGGUUCCGUAUUGUGCGCAUCAUAUUUUUCGUCCACUUACAAUUCAGCAGACGCACAAAAAUAGCUGUGAACCCACACAGCGAUUAUCUGCUAUUGCUGGAGCAUCGGACGAAAAUUCAUUCGCACUUAUUUGUAAAAUAUCGACUCCUUCUCCGAUCAUUUAUCAUAAUUUCUCCGAGAAAAGGAUUUGUCACAUACCUGUGCAAAUAGCAAUAACCAAUGAUGAUGUGCGUAAUCGACGAAACUGUUCGGUGACCGUGCAUUUCCAAGAUUCUUUUUUCGUCCGAAAGCAACCGCAGCCAGAAUUAGGCAGCCCGGGAGGCUCGGGGAUUGUUCCCCCACCUGCAGUUUCUGCAUUCAGCACUCCGCAUUUGCAUUCCCCAUCGCCAGUUGUACAACCAGUGGUUGUAGCGGAUCGCACACGGAUGCGUUCAACGAUAGCUUUUGGAAGUACGCGAAUUUUCGACAUUCAUCUCAGCGUUUACUGCUCAUCGGUCUACGAUAUUGCUCGAUUUCGGGUUAUCGGUCAAUUCGAUGAUGACGAUGAGGCGGCUGCAGUUUCUAUACGUGUUCCGUGCGCAUAUGUUACUGUGAUUGAUCAACGGGUUCCGUAA
This is a messenger RNA of Gongylonema pulchrum, 1170 nucleotides long. Lineage: Eukaryota; Metazoa; Nematoda; Chromadorea; Rhabditida; Gongylonematidae. The record is from the annotation of a GenBank genome assembly.